Messenger RNA from Dracunculus medinensis (Guinea worm), 1272 nucleotides. The record is from the annotation of a GenBank genome assembly. Lineage: Eukaryota; Metazoa; Nematoda; Chromadorea; Rhabditida; Dracunculidae.
GUUCGAAUCAUAUUGAGAAUCUGCUCGGAUUUUCCGGCCAACAUUUUUACAAAAAACCGAUAUCGGUCAAAAACACGGAUGUCAGUUGUUGACGUAUGGAAUAAUGAGACCGCCAAUGGCAAUGUCAUCAUAGCGCAUAAUAUCAACAGCUGGCCAGCCAUACUUGAUCAGCUUAAUGAGCCGAUUUUAGAGAAGAGUACAAUCAUUGAAGGUGAUGUAUUACUUUACAAACAAAGAAAACAUCGAAAUCGAGCGAUACCAUUAAUGAGUGCUCCACAACGUAUUGCUACUGACCGAAUUACUUUUAAAGAAUGGCUAAGGGAAGUCGCAAAACUUCGAAAAGUGAUCAAAAUAAAUGUUCGCUCUACGGAAGCAAUUCGGCCAGUACUGCAAUAUCUGUUUGCAGCCAAUGAAGAAAUUGUUUCUCCCGUUGUAUUACAUGCAAAUAUUUUCCGAUCUCCACGAAGUUUGGAGAAACCAGUUGAUGCAAUUGAAUUCUUGGAUGGGACCAGGAAAUACUUUCCAGAAGCAACUUUAUCGUUCGGCUGGACGAAAAACAAUAUUUCCGAAUUAACGAUUCACCAAAAAAGGUCAAUAAAUUGGCGAGAGUUGUUCCAGAUAUUUUCAUUGAUUAAACGAGUAGAGCAACCGAUUAUGAUUUCUGCGAGAAUUUCUGUAGUGAUUAAUUCAAUUUCUCAAUUGUCGUUUGUCCUCGGUAUAAAACGAGAAGUUUCUCUUCUAAUUUGGAGUGACGAAACGGACCUAGUAGACGAUUGGAUGAAUCUGAUCUCUCUAAGAUCGGGGCCAUAUUCGAAACAGAUCGUAUUCGAUCUGCAUCCAAAUCACGCUUCUGUCGUUCGCAAAUUACCAUACAAAUUAUCUCAGGGCGAUUCAGUUUUCGAUCGCAAAAAAUGGCAUCGCAUCGAGUUUCCUUCACCAUCCACGACAGCAUCAGGCAUUAUUGAAAGUAAUGAAGGUGUCGCAUUUAUUGGGUGGUCCAACUCAUUUCUCAUAUCCAUCUUGAAACCACCUAUAUUUCCAGAAAUACAAAAAAUAUCAUCACAAGUGCGUUACAUUUCUUCUUCAUUCAUAUUUUCCAAAUUUAUUAUCUUUCUUGGCUACAAUGGUCAAAUGUCAAUCAAGAAUCGAGAUGAUGCUUGGCCAUCAUAUCGACAUAAAAGCGUUGGCCAGCUGCGUCGUGAAAACUGUUACGAAAUUCACAUAACAGAUAGAGAUGGGCAGAUUGAAUUCCAUAAUGAAUUUGUUUUCUGA